Pyrus x bretschneideri (Chinese white pear) is the source of this 2739-nucleotide messenger RNA. Its product is annotated as fimbrin-1. The coding region runs from base 307 to 2397 and encodes 696 amino acids. The transcript is spliced from 15 exons. Gene Ontology annotation, molecular function: actin filament binding. The record is from RefSeq and is a predicted model, not a curated record. Gene Ontology annotation, biological process: actin filament network formation; actin filament bundle assembly. Gene Ontology annotation, cellular component: actin filament bundle; cytoplasm; actin filament. NCBI's taxonomy places the organism in Eukaryota, Viridiplantae, Streptophyta, Magnoliopsida, Rosales, Rosaceae.
GACUCUCAGCGGGUCCGUCCUUGUUACCAUACACCUCUCUCUCUCUCUCUCUCUCGCACUUUGCUCCCCCACGAAGGAAAAUCGAUCCUGUCUCUCUCUCAAACUCAUCUCUCUGUUUUCUGCAUUAUACGUGUUGGAUGGUUCUCGGGCACCGAUGUUCUGAGGGGAACUAAGUAAUUGAUCCAUUUGGGCAUUGGUUUCAGUGCAUGUUCUUGAUUUUCUGGAGAUUUUUCUCCAGCAGUGAAAUCUGAGGAAGAUUUCAAAAACUGAGAAAUCGUUUUCUUCUCCACUUGGUAAUUGGUGGAGAUGUCAAGUUAUGUGGGUGUUCACAUUAUGGAUCAAUCGCUUCAAAGCCAGUUCACGCAGGUUGAGCUUCGCAGUCUAGAAUCCAAAUUUAAUUCAGUGAAGAAUCAGAAUGGUAAAGUUUUGGCUGGAGAUUUGCCACCUUUAAUGAUGAAAUUAAAGGCAUUUAGAGAAAUGUAUUCUGAGGAGGAGAUCAGAGGUAGCUUAAGCGGGUUGGAGUCUGACUUCAGCGACGAGAUUGAUUUUGAAUCCUUCCUUAAGGCAUUCUUAAUUUUGCAAGGGCAAACAACAGCAAAAUCGGGUGGUUCAAAGAACUCUUCAUCAUUCUUGAAGGCCACUACAACCACCCUCCUUCAUACAAUAAGUGAAUCUGAGAGAGCAUCUUAUGUGGCUCACAUAAACAGCUAUCUUGGGGAUGACCCAUUUCUAAAGCAGUUUCUCCCAUUAGACCCAGCUACAAAUGACCUAUUCCACCUUGCAAAAGAUGGAGUUCUCCUCUGCAAGCUUAUAAAUGUUGCUGUGCCUGGGACAAUAGAUGAACGAGCAAUUAACACCAAAAGGGUUCUCAACCCAUGGGAGAGGAAUGAGAACCAUACUCUUUGCCUCAACUCUGCCAAGGCCAUUGGCUGCACAGUGGUUAACAUUGGCACACAGGACCUGAUUGAAGGAAGACCUCAUCUGGUAUUGGGGUUGAUUUCGCAAAUUAUAAAGAUCCAACUGUUGGCAGAUCUUAAUCUUAAGAAGACACCUCAGCUUGUAGAAUUGGUGGAUGAUAGCAAGGAUGUUGAAGAGCUUUUGAGUUUACCCCCUGAGAAGGUCUUGUUGAAAUGGAUGAAUUUUCACCUCGAAAAAGCAGGCUACAAGAAACCUGUUUCAAACUUUUCUUCUGACGUGAAGGAUGGAGAAGCUUAUGCUUACCUACUUAAUGUUCUUGCUCCAGAACACUGCAAUCCCGCUACAUUGGAUGCCAAACCCAAUGAAAGGGCAAAGUUGGUUCUUGAUCAUGCUGAGAGAAUGAACUGCAAAAGAUACUUGACUCCAAAAGACAUUCUCGAGGGUUCUUCAAACUUAAAUCUGGCAUUUGUGGCACAAAUAUUCCAUGAAAGGAAUGGCCUCUCUACAGACAGCAAGAAAAUUUCUUUUGCAGAGAUGAUGACAGACGAUGUGCAAACAUCAAGAGAAGAGAGAUGCUUCCGGCUGUGGAUCAACAGUCUAGGCAUUGGUAGUUAUGUUAAUAAUGUGUUUGAGGAUGUGAGAAAUGGAUGGAUACUAUUAGAAGUACUCGAUAAGGUUUCACCAGGUUCAGUUAACUGGAAGCAAGCAUCAAAGCCUCCAAUUAGAAUGCCGUUUAGAAAAGUGGAGAAUUGCAAUCAAGUUGUAAGGAUUGGAAAGCAACUGAAAUUCUCGCUGGUGAAUGUAGCUGGAAAUGAUAUUGUGCAGGGAAACAAGAAACUCAUACUUGCAUUCCUAUGGCAGUUGAUGAGGUUUAAUAUGCUUCAACUUUUGAAAAAUCUAAGAUCUCACUCCCAAGGAAAGGAGAUGACGGACACUGAUAUUUUAAAGUGGGCUAACAACAAAGUCAGAAGCACAGGCAGAACUUCUCAAAUGGAGAGUUUUAAGGAUAAGAGCCUGUCAAACGGGAUUUUCUUUCUCGAGCUUCUCAGUGCUGUGGAGCCUAGAGUUGUCAAUUGGAACCUUGUUACUAAGGGUGAAAGUGCUGAUGAAAAGAAGUUGAAUGCUACAUACAUAGUCAGCGUUGCACGGAAGCUUGGCUGUUCCAUAUUCUUGUUGCCUGAGGACAUCAUGGAGGUGAAUCAGAAGAUGCUUUUGACACUAACAGCCAGCAUUAUGUUUUGGAGUCUGCAACUACCAGUUGAUGACACAGAAAGAUUGCCAUCCCCUGUUGACGUGUCACCGGCAACAUCUAUUAGCGGAGAGGAUGAAAGCUGUUCUUCCCUUGGCGGUGAAAUUUCAAACUUGAGCAUCGACGACACUGCCUCAGACACUACACAGGUUGAGAAUGAUGGCAGCAACACUCCUCUGGGAGGCGGGAUCGGGGUGGAAGGGGAAGGAGGGUGCAUAGCUGUUAAGUAGGUUGAAGGAAAGGCGUAAAUAGACUUAAGAGAGCUCCAUAAAAAUAUGUUUGGUUGUAAACAGAGUUAGAGUCACAGGUUGAAAGAAAAUAAAAAAAAAAGGACGACAUUGUAAAUUACUUCCACUAUGUAGAUAGUAACUUUCUUUUUACAGUAAUUACGUCAUUCCAGAGACGAUGUAAUUCACAAGAUAUUUUUUUUGAUUGGUGGGUGAGGUAAAAAAUGGAAAGAAAAUAAAAGAGAGUGAAGUGCAAGAGGUGAAAUGAAAUGUAAAAGAAAAGAGCAUAUGUUGGAGAACUUUUUGUUACUAAUCUGGAAGAAUGACAGUUGAAUUUUGUUGUAA